Molecule: messenger RNA, 2774 nt
Organism: Cucumis melo (muskmelon)
Lineage: Eukaryota; Viridiplantae; Streptophyta; Magnoliopsida; Cucurbitales; Cucurbitaceae
Product: chromo domain protein LHP1-like
Exons: 5
Coding region: 34-1272 (412 amino acids)
Biological process (GO): heterochromatin formation
Cellular component (GO): nucleus
Source: RefSeq, a predicted model, not a curated record
GGAAAGGAAAGGAAAGGAGGGAUAGAACGAAAAAUGGGGAGAGGGAAGAAGAAAGCGGCGGGAAGUUCUGAACCCGAAACAGUGGCGCUUCCAAGCCCCGAUUUCACUCAAUCAACUCAUCUUAAUGGCGAUUCAGCCCCUUCAAUCUCUAACAACAAUGGCAGUGAACUCAAAAUUUCAUUUCCACAUCCACCUUCUUCACUUCACAAUGCUUCUGUGCAAAUUCCACUACCCACCGACGACGCCGGAGUGGUCAACGGCGAAGACAAUGCCGUACCUGAUGUUUCUGCUUCUGAACGUACUAACCUAGAUGAAGGCUUCUUCGAAGUUGAAGCUAUUCGGCGGAAAAGAGUUCGUAAGGGACAGCUUCAAUACCUCGUCAAAUGGCGUGGUUGGCCAGAGACAGAAAAUACGUGGGAACCCUUGGACAAUCUCCAAUCAUGCUUUGAAUUUAUUGAAGAAUAUGAAGAAAGGUUUUGUCACUCGCGAUCGGGAAAGCAGCGGAAGCGGAAGCGCAAGGAUGGAGACGUUGAAAGUGAAUCUCAAGAGGAAAAAGAUCUCCAAAUUAUAGCUAUUGAUAAUGUGACGGAUGUAGUUAUCAAUACUCUGGAUGAUCGUCUAUCUGCCGCUCCAUUGAACAAGAAACUUCAUCGUGAUCUUCCUAUUCCUCAAGAACCGUUAGACUCUAUUCAUGAAGGAGAGUUGGAUGAGAAAUUUGAUGGAAGUAGAAAGAGAGACGAAUAUGAUGUGAAACUUAUCGACUUCAAUGCAUCGAUGUCUGGGAAUAUGGUUGAUUCUGAUAAAAAAACAGUGGCUUCUAACGAUGUUAGCCUUGUUUACGAUGUUUCCAAGGCCGAUUGCGUGGUGGGUUCUGCUCAGGGAAGUCACUCCACUGGAGCCAAGAGAAGGAAGUCCAGUAGGGUGAAAAGGUUCACGAAGGAUUCAGCCUUGUCAGAACAAGGAUUAAAACAAAAUGCAGCAACUGUAGGCAUUGAGCCUACUGAUCCAAGCGAACAAUUAGGACCCCAGAAUCCUAGUUCGUCAGGCCACUCCAGAAAUGUGUCUACCAUCACAAGGAUUAUCAGGCCUGUUGGUUAUUCAGUUUCAGUAUUAAAUAACAUCCCAGAUGUAAUCGUAACCUUCUUGGCUGUGAGGUCGGAUGGAAAAGAAGUGACGGUGAAUAACAAAUUUCUUAAAGCUAACAAUCCACAUCUGGUAAUUGAUCAAAUUUCCGUACUUUACCUUGCAUAUUUUUCUUCAAUCGGUAUUUGACUUGCUAGUAUUUACAACUACUCUCUCACUGCAGUUGAUUAACUACUAUGAGCAACAUCUCCGAUAUAAUCCUACAUUAUGAAAGAACUGCACUUGUGUCUGGCCACCACCAUCAUCUUCGUGGUUUACAAGCUGUAAUUUUGUAGUUUUAGGAGAUUCAGUGAAAUACAUUAUGAAUUCUCGGUAAAUUUUCAACUGUCAAGAGGAGAUCAGACUAUUUUCCGUCUCCGUUUAAUUCUAAUAUGGGGAUGAAUGGAAAGUUAUAUUCUUUUUGAAUAUUGAAGUUCCUAUCUUAAACAAUUUAAAGACUUGGUGAAUCGAACUAUGAACUUGUAACCCCCCUAACAAAAAAAAAAAAAAAACAAAAAAAAAUCUCCAAGGGCAAGAGGCUGUUUGCUCAUAACCUUGCAAGACAUUGUCAUUCGUUUCCCCUAUAAUCCUGCUUUUACAGAUAUUUUCCAGUGUUGCAGUUUACUGUUCAAGUGAUCCUAUCUGCUACCCAGAUGCUGAGUGUUCAAUGAGCUACGGGAUGCUUAUUUAUCAGGUUCUUUCUUGGUCUCCAUCCAUAUUAUUUUAUUAUGUCAAAUAGAAUAAAGUACAGGUAUUGGACGGUUCUGGACUUCCAACUGCUCCCGCAAAUAAUAAAUCUGAACCUCUUGACUUUGGCAUAUUAUUUUAUCUGUAUGCCACCUAUGAUGUCAUUCAAACACAUUUUUCAUUUAACUAAAUGUCAUUAUCUAACAUCAUUUAAUUUUAAUAAAAAUGUAAAAAUAAUCAGGUGCCUUUCUUAUGGUACCUGAUUAUCCAUCCUACUUGGAUAGACUAGUCCAUCAUCACCCACAAAGAAACAUCGUCUCCUUUCUAUUUCUUUCAAUUGAUAAGUAAUUAGUUACUCAUCAAGCUUUAAACAGUUUGCUCAGGUUGGCAUCCAAUCCAACCUAUAUUCUCUAUAAGACUUGAUUAAAAAAACUGAAAUUCUCCAGUCUUCGUCAUUGAUCAACUAAUAUGCUGACCUUCAUAAAGCAUGAAAAGGAGUCAAGCUUUUCCAAAGUCACUCCUACCACCAACAAACAGCCUUUUCCCCUCUCAAUAUCACUCUUUUGCAAACCAAGUUCUGAUUCAGAUAAAGAUAAUGGGAUAUACUACUUCAGGGCCAUCUCCUGUUGUACCUUGUAUCAUAGUUGGAUUUCUGGGGUUGAUAAUAUUUUGGCCUACUCUUUCAUCCAUCUGGGAAAGCAUAGAACCUCUACUUGAACUGGGCAUUUGGGUUGCAGUGAUUCUUCUUUUCCUCUUACUGCUUGUACACUUUCUUUCUAUUUUCUUUCCUGUUCUUCAUGCUUCAUCCACUUUUGCAGUUCAGCAUUCCAGCAGCCCUGGCUACGAUGCUGAUGGAUUCGGUUUCGGGUCAGGAGCAUUGUUCCUAGGUCUUCUCUUCCUUGUCCUCUACUAUCUGUUGUAAUCUUAUCCUAGUACUAGAAUGAUAUAGCUUUCUCUUAGCACUU